Messenger RNA from Dacryopinax primogenitus, 531 nucleotides. RefSeq lists its product as uncharacterized. Bases 1 to 531 code for a protein of 176 amino acids. Lineage: Eukaryota; Fungi; Basidiomycota; Dacrymycetes; Dacrymycetales; Dacrymycetaceae. The transcript is spliced from 3 exons. The record is from RefSeq and is a predicted model, not a curated record.
AUGGUCGCUUCGUCAUCCUCGCUCAACCCACCGCACACAGCCCCGUCUCACCAUGCUCACUCCCUCUCCGGUACUCCUACUCCCACCAUCCACUCACGCCAGCUGCCCACCGGUCCAGAGAAGUAUCGUGGAGCCGUCGUAGAAGACCUUCAGCUCCCGCCUGCCUUCUGUCUCCCUGCCACCGCGCUCGUAAGCAGGGCGAUCAACGAGGCGUACGAGCGGGACUUCUCGCAGAUCCCGAUUCUGAGUGAGGAGAGGAGAGUGAUGGGCUACGUGAGUGUAGGGAGCCUGAAGGAUGGGUGGGAGAAGGGAGAGAUCAACCCGGAUGUCAAGAUCUCGAAUUACACCACCCGCUUCCCGACUACUUCAAAGCCUUACCGGGUCAUCACACCCGAUACACCGCUAGAAGAGUUAGAGGAGUUCCUCAAGACUGAAGAGUUCGCACUCAUCACCGACAGCGAACGGAAAUUCGUGCUCGGUGUGGCCACAAAGGCUGAUCUGGAGAACUUCAUCUCUCGCCGUGGUUUCUGA